AUGUCAGCAACAACAAAAUUUGAUGCGGAGAAGGCGGAGAAUAUGCAGGAGAUUGAGCAACAAUUUUCUGUAAAGGCGGUGGAUCAGUUGGAAGCAUACUGGAAGCUCCUAGGAGCCAUUCCAGGCAGUAAGUUGAGACUUACUCCAUUUGACGAGGAGAUUUAUGAUGAGUUUAUUAAAGUUUUUCCAGAAUAUAAGCAGACAGCCAAGGUGUGUGUGAUAUCGGAAAAUGAAAUUAAAUCCAAAGAGGGUAAAGAGAGAUGGAGAGGCUUCCUGAAGAAAUUUGAGAAGAAGGUGGAAGACUACAAUUUUGGUACUAUGGAAAGAGUUGAUGCCAGCAAGGAAUAUACCGAAGAGAACACCAUUCUUGUCCUCCGGCUGCAAUUCUAUGCAUUUGAAAUAGCCAGAAACAAGCUUGGAUUGAACGACUGGGCUUGCAGAAAGAAGGCCUAA
This is a messenger RNA of Brettanomyces nanus, 453 nucleotides long. RefSeq lists its product as uncharacterized. The transcript has a single exon. The record is from RefSeq and is a predicted model, not a curated record. NCBI's taxonomy places the organism in Eukaryota, Fungi, Ascomycota, Pichiomycetes, Pichiales, Pichiaceae. Gene Ontology annotation, cellular component: cytoplasm. Bases 1 to 453 code for a protein of 150 amino acids.